UUUGGGGCUUCAUUCACCAUUUUGCGACUGUAGUGUAGAAUGUACAGGGCAGUAGUUUUUCCUCCUUUUAAGUUGCUUUGCCGGAGAAACAUGAACGGCCGCUAACUGGCAGCUGCGGACGUCUGGACACCCUGCCCUAUUUUACCCAGCAAACUCAUCAGAGAAACACACCGGGGUACUAUACAUGAGCUCUGAGUCUCUGGAAUAAGGUGGGCAAGUCGCGCAACAGACACGAGACAGGAUGAGAGUGAGAGGGCCUGGCAGAGAAAGAAAAUAGAGUGAAAGGAAAGGAGGAGGAAAUAACGCGGCAGCGCAAGAGAGGAACGUCAAGGAGAAUCUCUGGGAUAAAUAAAUAAAAGAGUUGUUUUGAGAAAAAGGAACUAGAUGAAAAGAUGAAGCCAAUAAAAAAGCGCUCCCCUCCCUCCACCCGGGCUAAAGGAGGAAAGCGGCGAGGAGCGGGGGAUACCCUGGAAGGAGGAGAGAAGCGAGACUCAGAUGAGAACAGAGACAGAAGCAGAUCUCCGCAAAACCGAACUCCCUCCUCCUCGUUAUCUUCUAACUCACAUUCAGAGUCUCCACAGGCGGACGCAUCCAGAGCGCGGGACUCUUCGGAUGGGGAGGGGAGGUCUGCUGCCAGCAGCGGUGGUGGCAGCAGCCACUGUGACAGCAGCGGCAGCAGUUGUAGUAACAGUAGUACACCAAGCGCCAACAACAGUCCAAACCCCGCCUCCAGCCGGAAAACAGCCACCUUCAAGGCCCGCGUCCCCAAAAAGAAGUACACCUCCGAACACUGCUCAUCUAAUACUGCUGGUAACCAUAGCAACCCUGCAUCCAGCACGCCCCCUCCUUUUUCUCUGAGCCAGGAGUCAGCGGGUCCAGGAAUCGACAUCAGCGUCUCGCUUUCUGACGGGAACGGUCAGAGUAGGAGCUUGAUGGAUGACUUCCACAGUCGUACCACCAGCAGGGAGGGGUCUCAGGACUCCCCGGGACCGCCAACCCUGUCGCUUGGAGGGGAAAAACCCAGAGGAGGUGAAGGAGUGACAGAUGCAGAGCAGGUGUCCCCAAGCCCGCUGCCCCGCUGCUCCUCAACAGACACAGCCAGCGAGCACUCGGCUGACCUGGAGGUAGUUGGUGACACACCCCCUCAGAUGUCGACACACAGAACGUCUAGUCUCCCUGACGCACUGUCCGAUGCUCUGGCCAAAGGCCUGAAGAAUCAGCGGAUCCUCGCCCGCCAGCUCAGGAGAAGAAGUGAUGAGGAGGGAGGAAGUGACAGGAGGCACGACUUGGUAUUCCGGGCUGGCGUGGUCCGUAACGUCAGUGGUGAAUAUGGAAGCCUGGAGGUUCAGCUGAACGGGGAGAAGACGUUAUGCCGCUAUCCAUACCGACAUGAAAGCCCCCCAGGGGUGGUGGACAUUAUCCUAGAUGCCCCACCUCCUGGUGUGCAUCCAGUACCUAUAGGCACCCGUGUCUGUGUACCAUUUGGGAACGAGGAGGGCAGCGAGAGCCAAUGGCAAUGGUACCGAGAAGGUGUGGUGACACAGGUAGACCCACACCCUGCGGUGGCUAACCGCUACCGUGUCCUGCUGUCUGAAGAAAGGCCUCACUCUCUAGAUGAUGAAGAAAACAACAGGGGUGCUACCCAGGCAGUAUGGGUCUCCAGACAAACACUCCGGCUUCUGGUGCCACCCUGGGACUUGGAUUUGCCUUCUGCUGGUGGACAUGAAGUAGAAGAGGGGGUAAGAGACAAGGAGAGAGAUCGGGAGGAAAGGGAAGAGAUGGAUUUGGAGGUGAGCCAUUUGAGUCAAGGAAUGACCCCGAGCAUGGGAUCAAUGUUAGGGAGAGGAAUGCCCUACCAAGGAAUGGUUCCCGUUUCCUCCACAUCGGGCCACAGCAUCACCUCGCCCGUUACUCCGACUUCAGUCCUCAGCCUGGCUCCUGGGCGAGAGAGGGAAAUCGAGAAGGACUUGGAGUGGGAGUCACAGAGAAACCAUGGAAGAGAGAGGGAAAGAGAGCGAGAAAGGGAAAACAGUGUAAAGCAGCAGCAACAGCAGCAGCAUCACCCAUAUAUGCCCCUCACCCCUGAAGAAGACAUGGAAGACCACUUCAACAUGGUCCAAGUGGGGCAGAUUAUAUCUGGGGGCAAGCCUAUGACAGUUCCCCAUCAUCGUCACAUUGUUUCUAAGACCCCGUCUGGCUACCUCAACCCCCAUCCCCACUUGUCUGUGGUGCGAGGCAUCGGGAUUCCCCCUGCUCACAUGACCUUGAAUCCCCACCCCUCUCCUUCACCUGUCCUGUUAGGCCUUGACCCAGCAGCUGCAGCAGCCGCAGCAGCUGGAGCUGUCAUUACCACCCCUCAGCUCCAUCCUCUCCCUCCCAUCACUUCUUCCACUACAUCCUCCUCCAGAGUGGAUAAGACAUCGGGGGGAGGUUCUACCAGCAGUGGAGCAGGUGGUGGAUCCGGAUCAGGUUCGACAUCCUCUUCCUCGUCACGUUCCCGGACUCCGCUGACAGCUGCCCAGCAAAAAUACAAGAAGGGAGACGUGGUGUGCACGCCGACAGGUAUCCGAAAGAAGUUCAACGGGAAGCAGUGGAGGAGACUGUGCUCUCGGGAGGGCUGCUCCAAAGAGUCCCAGCGGCGAGGGUACUGCUCCAGACACCUCUCCAUGAGGACCAAGGAGAUGGAAGCCAGUGGAGGGGGCCGGGAUCGGGGCGGCGCCAGCAGCACAGGGACCCUAACACCAUCUGACCUCCGACUCAGCGGUGGGAGAGCCAGUUCAGAGUUUGACUGGGAUGAGACAUCACGGGAGAGCAGUGAGGCCAGCAGCCGUGGAGGAGACUCUCGCCCCCGCCUCGUCCUUCCCUCGCUGCUCCCCCAGGACCUUUCUCGCUUCGACUUCGAUGAAUGUGAGGCGGCAACUAUGCUCGUCUCUCUCGGGGGCUCUCGUUCUGGCACGCCUUCAUUCUCCCCCAUCUCCAACCAGUCACCCUUCUCACCCACGCCAUCCCCGUCACCCUCUCCGCUCUUCGGUUUCCGCCCUGCCAAUUUCAGCCCCAUCAAUGCUACUGCCUCACUUACCCCACGCCGCCCCCGACAGCUAAGCGGCACUAAGAUGGGUACGCCAGGCGCAGAGAGAGAGCGCCAUCUGUCAGGGAUUGUGCCCACUUUUCAGACCAACCUGACUUUUACAGUCCCGAUGAGCCCCAGCAAGAGGAAGUUCGACUCCCACCCGCCCCCACCGCUACCUGCUGUCCAGGACUACCAGACCAAACCUGAGCAACAGCAGCUGGUGGGUGUUGGGGGUGGAGUGGUGGGAGACCCACCCAUGGGCCAUAGCCCUGCUGCCUUCAGAGUGCUCUCCCCCCAGAGUCAGCCCACAACACCUUCCUCACUUUCCUUCUCUCGUCCUCGUAGCGCCACCAGCAGGCCACCAUCCUCUGCCGCCUCCACGCCUCCACCCAUGUUAGUCUCUCCAACUCCUCCUUCACCACUUCCCCAGGAGCCGUCCCCACGCCGCAUCGUGCCCCUCCGGGACUCCCCAGUCAUUGUACGCAACCCAGAUGUCCCCUUGGCCAAAUUCUCCGAUGGCCCGUCAGGAAAGAGAGAGAGAAGCAGGUCGAGGGAGCACAGCCAGCACACAGCUCCCCCAGGCCUGCAGGCCCCCGUCCCCAUCAACGGGGCAGCCACCAACGGGGCAGUUCUCCUCCGCAAUCCCACAUCCACGCUCGUCCUGGUCACAUCCAGCUCGUCCUUGACUCCAGCCACAGGGGGCCACGCUUCCCUCUCCAGCCCCUCCACUCCUGGGUCCAUGUCUUCUUCAUCAAGCUCUGUGUUCUCCUCGUCUGGUUCCGGAGGCAGGGAGAGGGAGAGGAAACCCGAAGGGCAUCAGGACGCCAGUGGAGGGGCGCUGCCACAGCCGGUAGCCUGUCAUCCCACACCAACAGCCCUGCUGCCCCUCAUACUACCAGCAGAGUCGCCUCACCCUGCUCCACGCAAGCAAAUCAUCAUGGGACGCCCAGGGACCGUUUGGACCAACGUGGAGCCUCGGUCGGUGCCAGUGUUCCCUUGGCAUUCGCUGGUCCCUUUCCUGGAGCCCAGCCAAUCGGGAGCAGCUGCCCAGCCCGUUGAUGGCCAACAGCUUGUCAAUCAGAGCAAAGAGCCUCGCUGUGCUGUAGCUCUGGUGAGUGACGGGCGGUCAGGUCCUCCAGACCUGGAGAGAGGAUCACCAUCAUGUCCACCCCCAACGAAUGACAAUCCUCCUACAGACAGGGGUGGGGUGGACAGCGAGAUGGAGAGUGACACAGAUGACCCGUUUUCCCCGGGUUUGGCCAACGAUCCAUCGCCUUCCACUGGAACCAUUAAGAGACGCACACAGUCCCUCAGUGCACUGCCUAAGGACGGAGACAGAAAGAGGGAAAAGGACCACAUCCGCCGUCCCAUGAAUGCCUUCAUGAUCUUCAGUAAACGCCACCGGGCCCUGGUGCACCAGCGACAUCCCAACCAGGACAACCGCACAGUCAGCAAGAUCCUGGGCGAGUGGUGGUACGCUUUAGGGCCCAAUGAAAAGCAGCAGUACCAUGAUCUGGCCUUUCAGGUGAAAGAGGCCCACUUCAGAGCCCACCCAGACUGGAAGUGGUGUAACAAGGACCGCAGAAAGUCUCUGUCAGAGGGCCGGGGUACCCCAAAGGAGCCACGGGAGAGGAGCAUGUCAGAGAGCAUAGAUGCCCACUCAGAGUCCCAGGUGCUGGAAGGGAAGGGGGGAGGCUCGGGAUGGCCGGGGGCAUCGGAGCGUCGAGGAGGGAUGUUUGGGGGGCCGUCUCACCGUCCCCGAGCCUUUUCCCAGAGUGCAGUGCACACCCUGGAGCAGAGGGAGUGGGAGAGAGACCUGGAGAAGGAGGACGGCACAAGUUUGUUUCGCGGCCGUCCACCGCCUCAGUCGCUGUACCAGGGUGGGGCCAGCGAGGACGUGACUAGCGAUGAGGAACGCAUGGUCAUCUGUGAGGAAGAGGGAGACGAUGAUGUCAUGGAAGAUUCAUGUCCUGAAGGCUCCAUCGACCUGAAGUGUAAAGAGAGGGUGACAGACAGCGAUGAGGAUGAACCAGAUGGACAGCAUGGCUUCCAGCCUGUGGCUCGCUCCUCUCUCCCCUCCUCCUCUCCCUCCAUCAUUCACUCCGACUCCUCCUCGGCUAAAGGGAACGGUGGCGGUAACGGAGGAGGUCCUGAAGACGGGUCAGAGAAGAAGAGAAAGCGAGGCGCAGAUGGAGGAGAGGAUGAGAGCGAGGGAGCCCUAAAGACAGAGCAAGUGGCAGCGGGUGGAGGAGAAGGAAAUGGAGGAGGUGGGCAGGGUGUCUCCUCUCUCUCCAUCGCCCAGCCUCCUCCACCGCUGGCCCAGCAGAGUUUGACCCCGGUCGGCGUCCGCAUGGCCCCCACGAUGGUGACUAACGUCGUGCGCCCCAUCGCCGGCACGCCCAUCCCCAUCGCCAGCAAGCCGGUGGAAGGAGCCAUCACCCUCAGCACCCUGCCACAGGACAAGAAGGCCACUCUCCUGAUUGGGGGUGGAGGUGCUCAGCAGCUGCCGAUCACAGCAGGGGGUGGGUACCUGUCGUCCUCCUCCCCUGGUCCAGUCAGUGUAACCCCUGUAGGAGGCAGCAGCCUGCUCACUAGCCUAGGUCUGGGACCCGCUCAAGCAGUGGAGCUCCUCUCCCUACACAUCCAAAGCCCCCUACCUGUCCUCCAGCUCCACCCCACUGCUGCCACCACCUCCUCUCUCACACCUCCCGCCUGCCCCACGACCCCGGGACAGGCGCAGUACAUCCUCCCCACCGAGAGCCCCUCCUCCCCUCAACUCACUCACCAGCAAAUCCUCUCCCUGCCCGCAAAUGCCGCCCUGGCCAAUGGCGUGCACUCGGGGGCGGGAAUCAGAGUCAGCCCCGGGACUAGAGUCCAAACCCAGUCGCCAGUCUUGCAGAGCAAGAUGUUGGUUCCCAUGGCAACAGUGAGAACCGGGUCUACUCCUCCUCAUCCUUCCAUUUCCCUGGUGGCUCCGCCUCUUCCCGUGCAGAACGGCCCUGCGACAGGAAACAAGAUCAUCCAGAUCGCUUCCAUGCCUGUUGUGCAGACCAACGUCCACCCUAGCGGUGCAGCAACAGUACAUCCUGGGAGCCCCUAUCCUGUUUCCAUGGCAACGGUGAUGACUCCCGGUGCUGCGCCCCCACAGACCGUUCUCCUGACCUCUCCACCCACCAGGAUCACGUAUGUUCAGUCAGGUCCAGGUGUCACCACGGCAACGCACCAGCAGGGUCCACAACCCCCUGGUCCUGCAUAUCUCCAGUCUUCUCUGGCAACUCUGGGCUUCACCGCCAUCGCCCCAGCUCCACAAACCCUGGUUCAGCCAGUCGUUGGUCAGCCUCCGCUACUCGCCCCAGCUCAGCCUCUAAGCUGUCAAUCACAGAGCUCUCCGGGACAGACAGCGGGCACCACCGGUCGUCAGGUACUAACUGCCAUCUACCCUGCACCACCCGUCGCUCUGCCCACUGGUGUGGUCUCAGUGACGCCUGUGCCGCCUGCAGGGGCGGCUCCAGCUCAGGAUGUGGCGAACCCUCCCUCUCCGCUGGCUGUAGGGCUGCAGGGUUCAGCGGUGGCGACCCCUCACCCUGGCAUGGGAACAGAGGUGGAGGUGAAGCACGAGAGCCAGCUGGAUGCUCAGAGUGACGCUCAGGGGUUGUCGAGCUGUGUCACCAGCUCCUCGAUGGGCACCUGUACAAGCAGCAUCAUCGCAGUGAAAAAAGAGGAGGACACCACUUUGUGCAUCAAAGAAGAAAAUUUGAGGGAUGGAUACGAGAGGGAGAAACAAAGUGAGAUGGACGACGAGCGAGAGAGCUGUGAAAAGAAGCGAGGCAGAGAGACGGAGAGAGAGGAGCUCAGCACGGGCAACAGCAGCAAAGAGGCUGGACCUCGUUCCCCACCUCCACCACCACCCUCAGGUUUGGAUCCCCCUCCUCCUCCACCUGCAGAAAGAGAUCCUCCCUCUUCCUCAAAGAAGACCAAGUUUCGGCCCCCGCCACUCAAAAAGACGCCUGACUCUCAUGACAAGCUCCUCUCGGAGACGUACUUUGAGGAACGCUUUGCUGAGCUGCCAGAGUUUAACCCAGAGGAGGUCCUUCCCUCGCCUACUCUGCAGAGUCUGGCCACCUCACCGAGAGCAAUCCUGACCAGCUACCGCAAGAAGAGACGCAACUCCACGGACCUUGAGCUGACUGGGGAAGACCCGAGCUCCCCGAGGAGAAAGACUCGUCGCCUGUCCAGCUGCAGCUCAGAGCCCAACACCCCCAAGAGCGCCCCCAAGUGUGAGGGAGAAAUAUUUACCUUCGACAGAGCAGGUAUGACGUGUACGGCACCUACACCCUAUCGAGAGAUGCCGAGAUGGCCUGACGCUGGUCUGAUGGACCUUUUUGUGAAACCAGGUCCAGAAGGCGAGGUUCCCCCGGGAGAAUUGGACAGGGUUUCGUACUCGUCUCUGCGCAGAACACUGGAUCAGCGUCGGGCCCUCGUCAUGCAGCUGUUUCAUGACCAUGGCUUCUUCCCCUCAGCUCAGGCCACAGCUGCCUUCCAGGCGCGCUACUCAGACACGUUUCCCAACAAGGUGUGCCUGCAGCUGAAAAUCCGCGAAGUCCGUCAAAAGAUCAUGCAGACGGCCACGCCAGGAGCCCUCGAGCCCGGAGCGUUGGCCGAAGCCAGCCCCGCCUCUUCCCACAGCUCCUCUUUUAAUCAAUCAACCCGGGAGGAUGCAGGGUUGGAGCAGCAGGGAGACAAAGGGCGGAGUCCCGAGGAGCCGAAAAGCGAGGGAUCGUAAGCUGGAGAGGGAGACGAAGCGGAAGAAUGGAGGAAAGACAAAGAGGGAGAGAGAGGAGUGCGUUAACCAGUGAGGUCCUAUCUACUGGCGCUAAUCUCCAUCAGACCUGGGCAGAAAUGUGGAAUGUGGUCACAAAUGAUUCAAACUACUCAAGGCGCGCUUGGAUCAUCUAAUCAGUCCUUUAAAAAAAAAUAAUCAAAAAGCCUCAAAUAUGGUCAAAUCACAUGCAAGUCACGAUGAGUCAAGUGCUUCUUGUAUUGUUUUCGCUGUUUAUUUUCCAAGUAUCCAGAAUGUCUUUAGUUAACCCUUUUGCCCGGGUCUGCUCUCAGCACAUUUGUACAGUAGUUUGUAGUUUGACACACAAACUCUAUCUCUCUGGCAAACACACACAUGCAUACAGACACACACACACCAGCCCUGGUGCAUAUGUAAUCUCCAGCAUGCACAUGAUCCCACAGAAACACACAUACACGCUUAACAAUCAGACUGUUACUCUUGGUUGGCAGCCCCCAGGAGUUGCUACCAAGGACCACGACACACAAAGGCACUUUGUCACUUAUUGUGCAGAUGCAGUUUGCUGUUGCCAGCCAGCCAGCCCUCAGAUGCCAUUGACUUGACCUCUUUCUCGUCCUCCCACUCCUCAGCACAGUGGUCAGGACAUAAAAACACAACCCCAACGACCUCCACUGAUAUUCCACAGCCCCUCGAUGCUGCAAGACAGACAGCACACACACAUACACAGUACACACACACACACACACGAACGCGCGUCCGUACAGCGUGAGUACACAAACACAGUCAAACACCACCACCACCCCCGCCCCUUGGUCUGACCAAGCCAUCGGCCUGCACAGUUUUUAGUGAUUGUAGUGAGAAGAGGAACUGAAAGCAUGAAAUUUUAUUCGCUCCUGAAAAGAAAAACAAAACAAACAAACAAAAAACAAGAAGGCAGGAGUCGUGAUGUGGUGUGACCAAUCUUUGCACCUUCAGUUUAUUGCCAUUAUGAAAGACUUGAGUCCUUACUGGCGGGAGCUGAUGAUCUAUAUGUCUGUAUGUCUGCCGGGGGUCAUGACCCCCAAAACCUGUGCGAACAGGCACCAUAAAGAGAUUAUGUAAAGAGACUUUUAGGUUGUGAGGCUUUGAAGAAUCAACGUUAAACUCGACACCGACCAGCUCCCAACAGAGCACGGAGAAAAAGGGCGGAAGAAGGAGAAACUGGAUGCAAGAUUCAUAUUCCAACGAUGGGAAGACGUGAUAGCGGUGAAUACGGACAACAUGACGAGAACCAAACUUCUCUGAAUCCCCCCCCCCUCCCUCCCUCCCCCCAUGGAUAUGAUGUUGCUUUUUCUCAUUAUCGUGGAAAUAACCAGUUUUACCGUGGCCUGUUUUUCUCUCUCGUGGCUCUAUUGUGUUUCUUCUCCAGCAUAAAAAAAUAAUAACAACAACAACAACAAAACUCUGGACAAAUAAGGGGACAAAAAUCAGCGUGUGCCCCGUCUCUCCCCUCCCUCCCCUUCCUCUACGAUUUCUCACCAGACACAGAAGCGGGGGAGCAGGGGUGUUUGUCGUUUUGUAAAACGUUGAAAUCAGGUGUUUGCACAAUUUGUGCGGCCCUCUCCGUCUGGGGGCCGCCACAAGUUAAAUCAGGAAAGUAUUGUUUUUAGAGAUUGUUUUAGUAGUUAAAAAAUAAUAACUUGUUCCUUAUGUUAUCAAUCACCCUUUCCCUCCUUCCCUGCUUUCCUCCUCAGCCCUCUCUCUCUCCUUCUCCCCCCUUUACAGCUCUCCUCCCUCCGACCCUCAAGUGUUGUCUGAAAGUGCCCUUAAGCACUGGUCCCGGGUCAAGCGCUAUGUAGCUCAGGAUGGUUCUGGUUAGGGUUAGUUCAGGGAAAGCGGAUCCUAGACCAGCACUGGAGGGCAGUCUCCGGAGCCCUCCCCUUGUCCCUCUCUUCUCGACACUUUAUCCUUUCCCAUCAAAUGGUGCAAUAGGACUUUUUUUUUUAAAAUGGGUGGGUUAUUUUUUUUUUUUCGGGGCAAGGCUCUGUGCCAUAGAUAUUAAACCCAGUCAGACAGUGAGAGGGAUGAGCUGUUGUCUAUAAGUAUGGUAUAAAAGAAAACAAAAAAGAAUCACGCAAUUAUUGUUCUUGUUGAAGCGAUAGAAAGUAUAACUUACUAAAAGUCAAAGACAAUUUUUAAAUAGCACUUUUUGGCUCUUUGCUUCUCGGGUGAAGAGUGGGGGUAGUUAUUAUUAUUAUGGGUAUCUCUAUAAUUUCUCUGUAUACAGUUGGAUGUGUGAAAAACAAAUAUAUAUACCGGUAUUUCCAUAUAUGUGCAUUUAGGUCUGUGUUUGGGUGUUGUGUGUAUGUUUUGGCACAUGCAGGUAGCGUGUUAUCACGACCAACCUCUCGUUCUUUCACCACACAGCAACAUUAUCAAUAGUAUAUUUUUCAUUGUAUCUACAUUCUAUAUUCUACUCUAGAGACAGUAUUUUUAUAGUCACCAUGACUAUUUUGUCUGCCAUCUUGACUGUUAUCAAACCCAGUUGAUUCAGGAUAUAUGUGAAAUAUAUAUAUAUAUAUCUAUAUAUAUAGAUAUGUAGAUAUAUAUCUAUAUAUAUAUAUAAAUACACGCAGGUAAAAAGAAGACUAUCAAUUCACAUUACUUUGGGGUUAGGGCUGUAAAGUGUCUGUCUGCAUGCAUGUGCAAUCACAUGCACGCGUGCACACACCCACACAGACAUAUGUGCAUACACACACGUAUGCGUGUACACUGUAUGAUUGUGCUUAAAAAUAAACUGUCCUUACUUUGGAGAAGGAAAUUUUAGGAUGAGCGAUGUGAGUGUUAUCUCAUAAGCAGGCAUGUUGACCAUGUGCAAUAUUUCUAAACAACAAAAAAAGACUAAAUAUUGAAAAUAUUAAAGUUCUAACACAA
This is a messenger RNA of Neolamprologus brichardi, 10781 nucleotides long. RefSeq names its product capicua transcriptional repressor a (gene cica). Gene Ontology annotation, biological process: regulation of transcription by RNA polymerase II. Gene Ontology annotation, molecular function: RNA polymerase II transcription regulatory region sequence-specific DNA binding; DNA-binding transcription factor activity, RNA polymerase II-specific. The record is from RefSeq and is a predicted model, not a curated record. Gene Ontology annotation, cellular component: nucleus. Lineage: Eukaryota; Metazoa; Chordata; Actinopteri; Cichliformes; Cichlidae.